CAGGAGCGCCUCGAGCGCAGGUAUCCCACGCCCCACGAGUGGACCUUCCGGACGCGCAUGGACUUCCGUGGCGGCAACUGCGCGAGGUUCGAGCCUUCGCCGGGAAAAAUCACAGACUGGCAGCAGGUUGCCUGGUGGUUUGAGACCACGGUCAAGCGGCUUGAGGAUCCCAACAUUGACGGGCAGGGCGUAAAGGAUGCUCCGCACGAGUACCCCCCCGGGACCAAGGAUGUGACGGCAAAGUCGGAGGAGUGGAGGAGAGGAUACUACGAGGCCAUGAUGGGAUAUGCCAAGGCAGCUGAGCACAUGGACGGUUGGGUGCUCGAUAAGUCCAGGAAUAUUGUCUUUCCUCCGGGAACCAUGAUCGGGCCGUCAAAUCCCUUCCCCAAGCCACUCCCGCCGGGCUUCAAGGGCGCGCCGCGCGAGGAGGACUGCGAGCUGCGGUUCGAGUCCCCUGAUGCCAUCUACCUGCGCAUCCUGUCCACCCCCGGGUUCACAAAUCGUCAAAAGAUCGAGGCCGGCCUGGCUUACGGUUCCUGGCUGGAGUACAAAGGCAUCAACGGCCCGGCCAGCGUCAUCCUCGAGGAUGCCGUGAACCUCGCGGCCUCCGAGCGGCCAGGCCUGCCCGCCGAGCCCCUCGACAAGAAGACCUGGACCCUCAGCGAAGCCGCCGGUCUCCCUUCCGAGAACCUCCUCAACGCUCUCACAGCCUACGCCACCUUCCGCGCCCGCCAGGGUGCCCUCGACUCCGCCCUGCCCAUCCUCGUCUCCAUCCUCAAAGCCCGCCGCAGCCUCCCGCCGCCCACGGCCCACUCCUCGUCCUCCUCGAACUCCAUAACCGCUGCCCUGAACAGCAACAAUAACAACAACAACAACAACAACGGCAACGGCAACGGCAACAAGCCCGCCGGGGCCCGAUCAGCAGGCAUCUGGUCCACCCUCACGGCAUUCCUCGCGCCGCCCCCUUACCCCCCACCCCCGCCAGACGGCACCGCCCCGCCCACCCGCGACGCCCUCGACCUCUGCCAGGAAGCCGCCCUGAGCCUGCACAUCGGCGAGAUCUUGUACGCCUCCUCCCCCGGCAGCCGCGAGGAGGGCCUCGGCUGGACGCGCGAGGCCGUCGACGUCGCCGAGGAGCAGCUGCACCAGCUGCCGCAAAAGGCCACGCGGGACAGCCCCGCGCGCGCCGCCUGCCGCGAGUGCCUCGCCACCGGCCUGGGCAACUGGGCCGCCAAAGUCGGUCAUAGUCGGUUCUGGCAGCUUUCUGGCAGCCGACGCAACCUCGAAAACCCGAAAACCCCGUUGGUCAGCGGGAUCCGCAAGAGAUUCGCGGUAUUGUGCGGCCUGCUUCGGCUUCUGGUCAGGAAGCAUAUCGCUUGGCUUUGA
Thermothelomyces thermophilus ATCC 42464 is the source of this 1386-nucleotide messenger RNA. RefSeq lists its product as uncharacterized. The record is from RefSeq and is a predicted model, not a curated record. The transcript has a single exon. Lineage: Eukaryota; Fungi; Ascomycota; Sordariomycetes; Sordariales; Chaetomiaceae. The annotation marks the transcript as partial.